This is a messenger RNA of Onychostoma macrolepis, 2270 nucleotides long. RefSeq lists its product as uncharacterized. Bases 260 to 1171 code for a protein of 303 amino acids. Gene Ontology annotation, cellular component: extracellular region. The transcript has 9 exons. Gene Ontology annotation, molecular function: cysteine-type endopeptidase inhibitor activity. NCBI's taxonomy places the organism in Eukaryota, Metazoa, Chordata, Actinopteri, Cypriniformes, Cyprinidae. The record is from RefSeq and is a predicted model, not a curated record. Gene Ontology annotation, biological process: negative regulation of endopeptidase activity.
GCAAGGCGGAAGUAACUCGGACACUUUUCUAACCAACAUGCACCUCGCGGGGGUCACCGGUGAUCGGUUCUGCGCAGAUUUUGCUCAUCUCAAACAAGCCUAUUCACCGCUCGCUGGAGAAGGGACGAUAUAGUAACUAUAUCAGGAAUCUCGGAAUCACCAAGGACCACGACUAAAGCUAAAAAUCUUCUUUACUGUUGAAGAAAAAAUCACCUACAUCUUGGAUGGCCUGAGGCAAAAGUGUUCCAGAAAUACAGAGAUGAGGAUGCAGCCUUUGCUCUUGGUGUUGCUGGUGUGUGUCUUCUGGCAGCACGGCAGCGCCUCCCUCGUGAUCGCUGAAUGCCAAAACGCCGCUGUGGUGAAGGCCGCCGAGGAGACCCUAGAGCAGAUAAACGCAGACAGACAGGAAGGGUAUGUCCUCUCACUCAACCGACUUUAUGAUGUCAAACAGGACAUAAAGGCAGAAGGCGUGAACCAUUUACACCUGACGAUAGAUGUUCUGGAAACAGAAUGUCAUGUGAUCAGCAGGAAAAAAUGGAAAUCCUGUGCUGUUAAGGGGAUUGGCAAUCUACCGGUGUUCGGAACGUGUGAUGCAUCGGUUUCUCUUCAGAGCUCCAUCAAAGUUGAGAAUUACAACUGCACCAUUCAACAAGUGGCAGCUCGAGCUAUAGUAAACACUUGCCCCGACUGUCCAACUGCAGAACGCUUUGAUGAUCCAGUUAUAUCUGAGACCACAAGACUGGCCCUGCAGAAAUUUAACAAGGAGAACGCUUCCCCACAUUUCUUUGCUCUUCUGAAUAUAACAGCUGCCACCAUGCAGUGGGUUGUGGGACCGUUUUAUUUUGUGGAGUUCACCGUUCAAGAGACUGACUGCAAGAAAAGCACUGCUGAUAUUGACCUCACGCAAUGCAAGCUGAAGGACUCGGAGUCAGCUCACAAGGGCUUUUGCACUGGUUCACACAUCAAUGCUGAUGACGAGAUGGAGAUGAAAGUUCCCAUUGAGGUCAAAUGUGAAAUCUUUCAACCAAUGGCUGUUCAAGAAGGAGCUUUUGGAUCAGUAUAUGUUCUCUCUCCUCCACCCGUCCAACCUGCCCCCAGAGUCCAGCCCAUGGCCAGCAGCUGCCCAGGGGAGAGACGACACAACCUCGGAUUGACAGAGCUGAAUCUCUGAUUGAAAUCACUUACAACCCAGCCAUCCAGUCUAAACAAGCACUGCAGAUGUUCACGUUUCCCAAAAGACAAAUAUGCUUUUCAUAUUUACAUUUUUCCAGUAUAUAGUUUUUCGCCUAUGCACAGUAACAUAUCAAUAGAGAUAUGUCCAACUGAAGCACACUACUGCUGGGUGUUUCAGAAAACCUUUUCAGAAAAAAAAAAAGAGGCAUCUUUCAUCUUAAAAAUCUAAAAAUAGAAAACAAAGUAAAUUUAAUUGAAAAAUUAAGCCUGGUAUGUAUGUUUUUUUUUUCUUUUGCAUUGUGACAUUAUUUUCAUGACGAUUACACCUAAACCCUUUACACAUUCUCAUUACUGUAAUGCUAAAAUAUGUUGUCAGCGUCAAUACUGUAAUUUGAAAAUCAAGUAUCAAAAGUCAAAAAUAUCAUGGUAGUUUUUAGUCAUUUUUAUAUUGCAUUUAAACGUAAUUAUAAUUCUGCUCACAAUUAUGAAUUCAUUAUUAAAUUUAACAAUUGAAUGAUUGUAUUAGAAUAAAGAGAAUAAUAUAUUAAUAAUAUUUUUAAUUGAAUAGUCACAAUACAACACUUAUUUUUCUAAACAAAUAGCUAAUCAGGCUAGCUAAUCAAAUAGCUAAGUUUUUGUGAUAUUCACUCUUUUAAGAAUAAAUGGCUGAGGAACAUACUGUAUUACUUAAGAAAACCUAUAAGAUUUGAAUUUAAUUAUUAUGUACGAAAGUGGAAUUGUGAUUAGAAGACUAUGCUAGUUGCUAGAAGACUAUGCUAGAUUUAGCUAGUUGCUAAGUUUGGCCAAUUCAAUAAUAAACAAUGAAAGCAACCAAUCUGUUGCCGUUUCUUCCUGUUCAUCUGGAAGAUUUCACUUAGUUGUAGUUCUGCUAUUUCCUUUCACAAUCACACACCGGUGAGUUUAUUUCACUGAUACAUUCAUAAACUUGUGUGAUCUGAUCUUGGAAGAGGUGAUAACUUGCAACUGACUGGGGCCAUUUUGGUUGAUGAAAUAGGGGAUAGUACUCAACAUAUAUCAAACGCUUAAAGGGUUAGUUCACCCAAAAAUGAAAAUUAGCCCAUGUUUUACUCACCCUC